GUUGCCGGGGAAGCAACGCUUUUGAGAAGCGGAAAAACAUAUAAAUAUAUGUACAUAUAUAAAGUCGAGAUCGGGCGAGGAAAACGACAUUGACAUUCAAGCAGGCGCGCUAAUUGAUCGAAAAACCCCCUUAACGCCCGAGUCCCGGGUCAAGUGCUCUCAAUUGGAAGUGUCAGGUGGCAGCAUGGGGCAUCUGGUCCCGCUGCUGAUUGUGUUUAUCGGUUUCAAAGCACCAUGGCCGGUUCUUGCCAGAUCCGACAGCGCUACCGCCUGCGGAUCGCUGGAAAUAAAUGAGAUUGCGGACUUCCGGAAGCUGCAGAACUGUACGCACGUGGUGGGUCACGUACGGCUGGCCAAUGUGGAUCUGACAGCAGCUGCCGGAGCUGGCAACUAUGGUUUUGAGUCGCUGGCCAGCAAUGUGUCCGAGAUCAGCGACUACCUGAUGGUGUAUCGCUGCACCGGGCUGCUCACCCUCCAGUCGAUAUUCCCCCGACUGCGGAUCAUUCGGGGCCAGGCCCAGCUCUUCGAUAAAUACGCCCUGGUGGUCUACGAGAAUCGCAAUCUCAGGGAACUGGGCUUGGUGGAGCUGUUGCGCGUCCAGAAGGGCUUCAUUCGCAUCGAAUCGAACCCCAUGUUGUGCUUUGUGGGGACCAUCGAUUGGCUUUACCUCUUGGGCAACGCGACUCAACAGCAAUAUUCGGUUAAACACAACAGGCCGCACAGCCAGUGUCCUUUGUGUGGCGGUCCAUUCGCGGGUUUCGAAUACCUUAAGAACGGCUCGGAGCAUUGCUGGAAUCUGAACUCACCCCAGCUUCGUCCUCAGCCUCCUCGCUCCAAGGAUUGCCCCGUGGCCUGUGGACUAAGUGGCUGUGAUGUUGCCGGAAAAUGUUGUGAUCACAACUGUGUCACUGGGUGCUAUUCAAAGAAUUGCGAAUUAUGUGCAAAUUACCAGGGAAAAUUAGGUUGUGUGAACCAGUGUAUCGCCACUUACGAAAUUGACAGGAGGAAGUGCAUCGGUAAUAGAGAGUGCCGGGACUUGGGGAGAAUUCCCUUGGCACGUGGAUAUCAGUGUGUGAAAAAGUGUCCGGGUAAUCAGAAAAAGGUGGUGGACGACAAGGGCUUAAUCCAAUGUCAGGUGGAGUGCAAGGGCGAUUUUCAUGUCAAGAGUGCUGCCGACUUAGAAGUCCUGCAGGACUGUAUAACCAUCAAUGGUUCUCUGAUCAUCGAGCUGACAAACAUUAAGGAGAAAAUAGUAGAAGCUUUGGAAAAUGCUUUGGUUAGUGUCAAAGAGAUCACUGGCUACCUGAAAGUCAUACACUCUGUCCAGCUCGUGUCGUUAACGUUUCUUCAGAAUUUGGAUAGCAUUCGUGGUGAAAAGCUAGUAGAAAACAAAUACGCCCUCUUCGUGGUCAAUAACUACCAUCUGGAACACAUUUGGCCUACUAACCACCAGGUGAUCAUCCAGCGUGGCAUGCUCUUUUUCCACCUGAAUCCUCGUCUGUGCUACGAUAAAAUCCACCAGUUGCAGAGCUCGCUGAAGAGCGGUGAGAAUAUAUCCGUGGCUGAUGUAUCGCCCAAUUCGAACGGGGAGCGUGUGAUUUGUGGCGACGGAGUGCGGUCCCUCAGGCCCACAGUGGAGGACUCCAAUUCCACUGCGGUGCGCAUUAUCCUGACCUAUAUGGACUGGGAGGGCAUGGAAACGCUGUUAGGAUAUUCGUUUUACUACAAGGAAGCCCCGCAACAGAACGUGACUAUGUACGACGGUCGGCAUGGUUGCGGUCAUGACAACUGGCUCAUGGAUGUAACGCCAAGCAAGAGCAGGCGUCAUGUGAUAAGCGGCCUAAAGCCCUACACACAGUAUGCGUACUUCGUGAAGACCCUCACUCGCACCGACUACCAUAUGCAGAUGGACGCCUACUCGAAAAUCGGUUACUUCCAAACACUUCCUGAUAGGCCCAGUCCCGUGGUUCGUAUCCACGGCAGCUCGGACAGCAGUUCGCAGAUUGUCCUGCACUGGUGGCCACCGAUUCGUCCGAACGGAGUCAUCAAGAACUAUUUCGUGACCUAUGAGAAGCAGAAUGUUACCAAGGAAAUGAAAGACAAGAACUACUUGAGCGCGGUGUCCUCAAUUAUUAAUGAUUUGGAUUGCGAGUGCGUAGAUGUGCUACCCUACUAUUCCGGUCCUCAGCCGGAUGACGAGGAUUACUACAACAAGGAUCAAAUCACCUACGAAGAUGCCUUGCCCAAUCUCAUUUACGUUUCGAAACAUCACGACUAUCGCCGAAAGGAGUUCGAAAAAGUAGUAGACUAUCAGCAUCUCUUGUCUAUUAAGAAGAAACCUGAGCCCACCACUCCGGCUCCGCCAACUCCAGCUCCCACGAAUGAAAUGCUGGCCAAGGAGAAGAAGGCCGCUGAGAACUACGAAAGGUAUCGCAUAAACAGCGAGCAGAGGCAAAGGAAUAUGCAGGAUGUGGAUCAGGAGAAGUACAAGAUCCGGCACCCGAUGACCAAGUGUUCGAACCCACACGCCACGGUGGUCCAGCAAGUGGAGGACAAGUGUGUCGUUGAGGAAAAGAUGACUGGCACCCAGCUGCCGGGCAAUCAGCACUACUACAACCUCUCGCAGCUGGAACCGGACACCUUUUACCGGGUCACAGUAAGGGCCUGUGUCGAGGGCGUGGUCAAUGGGUGCUCCACUCCGGCGGAUACCCUGCUGAAGACCGCCAGCCUCCGGAUGGAGCGAUUCAUACAGGGUGUUUAGGCUUAGGCCCGAAACUACCAAUCAAAAACCCUUUUGUAUUAGCUGGCAAGUGAUAAAUGCUUGACCCAUAUGACACUAGAUUAAGUUACAGACCUGACGAUGCAAGUCGGAACUCCCAAUUUCCAAGCUAUAUUAAUUUGAAAACCACUUUACUAUGUCCCUAUAUAAAUUAGCUCAAGCCAUUUUUAAGAUUGCCCAAAUUUAACACUAUCUUAGAUUUAUCUACACUUUUGACAAGAAAGGAUCAUUAGCCCUUUUACCUUUUUCAUUUUUAUUUAAAAGCUCAAAAGAGUAUUUUAUGUUUUCUGAUUUAGAAUUUGUUAUUUUAUCUUACACCUUUCUUCAAUUUAGUAGCAAAGUCAUUAUUUUUCUUUGUUUCAGACUGACAACUAAAACUAAUUUAGCUGCUUAACUAGUUGUCUUAUUUCAUGUAAAAGAUUUGGAAAACCUAUUUCAAACUCACGUUUUUGUGCCGUGUCAUAUGAGCUCAACCAAGUAUUGUAAUUCCAAUGACUGUAAUUGUCUUAAUGUUCCUCGCAAUGUAUUGUAAACGUGUAAAUGCCAACCAAAUCCUCGACAAGCGACAAAAUGUUUUCAUCAAUCUA
This is a messenger RNA of Drosophila gunungcola (fruit fly), 3366 nucleotides long. It is a transcript of the gene Sdr, whose product is annotated as insulin-like growth factor 1 receptor. Lineage: Eukaryota; Metazoa; Arthropoda; Insecta; Diptera; Drosophilidae. The transcript is spliced from 7 exons. Gene Ontology annotation, molecular function: protein binding. Bases 185 to 2761 code for a protein of 858 amino acids. The record is from RefSeq and is a predicted model, not a curated record. Gene Ontology annotation, cellular component: cell wall; plasma membrane.